This is a messenger RNA of Mytilus trossulus (common blue mussel), 5391 nucleotides long. RefSeq lists its product as uncharacterized. Bases 1 to 5391 code for a protein of 1796 amino acids. Gene Ontology annotation, biological process: DNA integration. Lineage: Eukaryota; Metazoa; Mollusca; Bivalvia; Mytilida; Mytilidae. The record is from RefSeq and is a predicted model, not a curated record. The transcript has a single exon. Gene Ontology annotation, molecular function: nucleic acid binding.
AUGACUACAAAGCUUAAAUCUAUUCGAGCGGGACACAGAAGCGCAGUUUCUAGGAUUUUAAGAAGAUUUGAGGAGAGAAGUGAAACAGAAGAUAAACCGGAAGAGGACGAGUUAGAAACAAUUUUGGAUACAUUGAAGGAAAAGCAAGAUAUUCUAAAGGAUUUGGAUAAGAACAUUUUGGAUAGUGUACAAGAGGAGGAUAUAGAGCAAGAGAUACUUGACACAGAUGAGUAUAAAUUUAAUUUAGAGACGAAAAUACGCAAAAUUCGUAAAUUUAUUCAAGCUCAAACAUCAAAUUUAAAUGCAGCCGCUAGAAGUUUUUCGCCACACAAUGAGAUACUGCAACCCAUUCAAAAUGUUGGUCCUGUAUAUAGCAUAAGAGAUGACUCACAAAAUACUGACCUCAAUUUCACGUCUUUACGUUCAAAUUCAAGCGUCAAUAGCAGCAACUUUCAUAAACUACCGAAAUUGAAUUUACCUACAUUUGACGGAAACGUACUUGAAUGGCAAUCCUUUUGGGAUUCUUUUGAUUCCGCAAUUCACAACAACAACACUCUAACCGACGUUCAAAAGUUCAACUACCUAAAAUCUUUACUAGAAGGAGAAGCGUCAUACACCAUUGCCGGAUUUGCUCUUACGCACACAAACUACAACAAAGCUAUUGAACUCAUACAUGAAAGAUUCGGACAAAAGCAUAAGAUAAUUCAGUCGUACAUGCAAGCAUUACUAGACAUACCCGCACCAAAGAAUACGCUUACGCACCUUAGAAGCUACUACGACAGGACAGAAACAUACAUACGAGGCCUUGAAUCUCUCGGACAGGCUCAAGACUCAUACGGCUCGUUAUUAGUACCAGUCAUACUCAACAAAAUGCCCAGUGAAAUACGCAAAAACCUGACUCGUGAACACGGUUCAACAGAUUGGUUUCUCGGUGAUCUUAGGAGAUCUAUCUUUAAGGAGCUGGCCAUUUUAGAGUCUGGUAACAGUACAGAAACAGGUGAGAGUCCGAGCGCUACAGCUACGUUCUACACAAAUACAAAAUCACGUAAAAUCUGGCCAAAAAACAAUUCAACCAAUUCAACACAGAAAUCUCAUACCAUAAACUGUGCAUACUGCAAGGAGCCCCACUAUUCAUCAGAAUGUACUAAAUAUACUGAUCCAAACGACCGCAUGACAAUUGUAAAAAAGGAAAGACUGUGCUUUAAUUGUUUAGGGCGACACAGUGUAGCAGAUUGUAAAUCAAAAUCAAACUGCAAAAAAUGUAAAAGACGUCACCACACAAGCCUAUGCAACAAAGACCACGACAAAGAAACUGCAAGUACAAGUAGUACAUGUACAGUACAAACACACAACGCGGAGGAAUCUGAGACAACAGUUUUAUAUUCAUCUCUAGGCCGUGAUCGCCCAAAUGUUUUGUUGAAGACCACAAUUGCACCACUAAACUACAGAGGACAAACAAUUGACACCAAUAUACUUUUCGACGAAGGCGCCCAAAGGUCGUUUAUAACUAGGCAAGUAGCAGAUACAUUAGAUAUAAGACCAACAGGAAGAGAGGCAAUAGCAUUAUCGGGAUUUGGAGACACUGACAAGAACAGCAGAGUUCAACAACUAGAUACUGCAACAGUUAAGUUACAGACUAUUUAUGGCGACCAUAUUUCAGUAGAUGUUUUAAUUGUACCAAAAAUAGCCGCACCAUUGACGACUUACAUUCAUACUGCCAAAACUAUGCCGUAUUUACAACAUUUAAGAUUAGCUCACGCCGUAAAUAAAGAUGCAUCAUUUGAAAUAGGAUUACUUAUUGGAGCUGACCAAUAUUGGAACAUAGUUGAGGAUGAGAACAUCAGAGGCGAGGGACCUACAGCAGUAAGGUCCAAACUAGGAUAUCUACUCUCAGGACCUCUGAAAGGAACCCACUCAGUGAACACAAACGCAUCAAUGAUGAAUGUAAUUGUUUCAACCAAACGAGAAGAGUUUGAUCUAGAAAAGUUCUGGAAGAUAGAAACAACUGGGACCGAGAAUAUGGACGCCGAUUUUAAGUUUAAUCAGGAAUUUCAGGACGUGUAUGAAAAAACUUCGAUCCGUUACUAUGACAACCGCUAUUUUGCAAAACUUCCAUGGAAAGAGGACCACCCAACACUACCAUUGAAUAGACAUAUUGCAUAUCGACGGACAGUAAACGUUGUUAAUAGAUUAAGAAAAGAUCCAAACAUGUUAACAAAAUAUGGAGAAAUCAUCGCAGAACAGCAGAGAAGAGGCUUUAUAGAAAAAGUUGACGACAAAAUUCCACAAGACAGAAAAGUACAUUAUAUUCCACACCACCCGGUGAAAAAGGAUUCUGCAACUACCCCAAUAAGAAUAGUGUACGACUGCAGUUGCCGUGAAACACCUGAUAUCCCUUCACUGAAUGAUUGUUUACUAAACAUUCCACCAAAUCUGAACGACAUAGCUGCAAUACUUCUCAGGUUUCGUCUACAUAAAUAUGCAGUAACAACAGACAUCGAGAAAGCGUUUCUUAAUGUGGGACUAGAAGAAAAGGACAGAGACGUUACAAGAUUUUAUUGGUACAGCAACCCAACAGACCCAACAGGACAGUUAGUAACUUACCGUUUUAAAUCCGUUCUUUUCGGUGCAACAUGCUCUCCUUUUAUUUUGAAUGCUGUUUUGCUGAAACAUUUGAAAGACAACGUGUGCACCUGGACAGAGAGGUUAACAAAUGACCUGUACGUCGACAACAUUAUUUCAAGUUUUUCAGAAGAAAACGAUUUAAUAAAUUACUACAACCAGACUCGACCAUUAUUUGCCAACGCAGGAUUUAAUCUUAGAUCAUGGGCUUCAAAUAGUGAGAUAUUACAGGAAUUUGCAAGAAAAGACAGUGUUGUGGACAAUGACAAAAUUAUCAAGGUACUUGGUUUAAAAUGGAAUGCUGAGAAAGACACAAUUACAUUUGCUAAAAAGGAUGCACUUGGUAAUAAAAACAAAGCUGUUACAAAACGAGAUGUACUAAAACAGACAUCUAGAAUAUACGACCUGUUGGGAAUUUUAAGCCCAAUCACAGUGAGAAAUAAAAUGUUUUUACAGGAGUUAUGGACGAAUGGACAUGAUUGGGACCAGUCGUUAUCGUCAGAAUUUACAAAACAAUGGACAGAAAUCGCUCAAAAUACAGAAAAGGCGCUAGAAACGGAAAUACCCCGCAUGUACCUUCAAGGAGAGGAAGAUAUUUCGAACUCAACCCUACAUAUAUUUACUGAUGCAAGUGCUAAAGCUUACGGAGCAUGCGCAUAUAUUGUGACAGAAAAACAAAGUUCGCUUGUUAUGGCAAAAAGCAGAGUUGCUCCGUUAAAACAGAUAACAAUACCAAAGCUAGAGUUAAUGGGAGCAGUAAUUGGCGCAAGGUUAUUGGAUUAUAUAGGAAAAAAUAUACAUUUUUCUACCGCAUUUUUAUGGACUGACAGCCAAAUUGUCUUGCAGUGGAUGAACACAACAAAACCGCUUAACGUCUUCACAAGAAACAGAGUACAAGAGAUCAAGAAACUUAAAGAGAAAUACCAAUGGAAAUAUUGCCCAACGAACUCAAAUCCAGCUGACCUUUUAUCGCGUGGAGUAGACUUUGAUAAAUUUGCCGACAGCGACCUCUGGUUUAAAGGACCAACGUGGAUUAACGAAGAAAACUUGUGGCCUAAGUGGAAUGGCAAUGAAACAAUAAUUCUUACAAAUUUAGAAGACACAGAAAAUACACAAACUACCGAGGAUAACACAGACAGGAAUUCUAUUAACAUUGCCCAUAUUUCUGGAAUAGUAGACAUUUCAAGGUUUGACACUUCCAAUAAGUUGCUACAUGUUACUGCCUACGUCAUCAGAUUUAUUGAAAAUUGUAGGACAAGACAAAGGACCACUAGUCAAUUGGCCGUGAAUGAAAUAGACAGAUCAGCAUUAAUGUGGAUAAAAGAUAUUCAACAAAACAGAUACUUGGAUAUUUACGUCGAUUUAGAAAGAACUGGAAAGUCAAAACAUUCUCUGUUCAAACAACUUAAAUUAUAUUUGGACGAGGACAAAUUAGUUCGUUGUGCGGGAAGAAUACACAAUGCACCGAUUAGCGAUAUGGCGAAAUAUCCGAUACUUUUACCAGCACAUGACAAACUCACAAAUUUGAUAAUACAAGAUGCACAUAAGCGAAGCUUACAUUCAGGAGUUAACGGCACAGUUACAUUAUUGAGACAAUCUUACUGGAUACCGCAAAUCCGUCAAAACGUGAAAACUAUUUUGCGUAAAUGCGUCACAUGUAAAAAAGUUACAGGACAACAUUACCGUACCCCAGAAGCACCACCUUUACCAAAAGACAGACUGCGCGAAGCGCCUCCUUUUACUGUUACUGGUGUAGAUUUUACUGGAGCGUUAAAAGUAAGGAAUAAGAAUGGAAAAGACAGUAAGGCAUACAUAUGUCUUUUUACGUGCGCUAGCACCAGAGCUGUACACUUAGAAAUAGUUACAGAUUUAACAGAAGAACAGUUUAUUUUAGCUUUCCGUAGAUUCUCAAGUAGGAAAUCACUCCCAAAAAUCAUGUUAUCUGACAAUGCGACAACAUAUGUAGCAUCAGCGAAAGAAAUUGAAAGGCUAACUUCAUCACCAACACUUCAAGCAACAUUGAAUAGUCAAGGGACAGAGUGGAAGUUCAUACCGAAGCGAGCGCCUUGGUAUGGCGGUUUUUGGGAAAGACUUAUUGGAUUAACAAAAAAUUGUAUCAAGAAAGUUUUAGGACGAUCUUAUGUGAGUUUAGAUGUACUUAAUACUACAGUAAUAGAAGUAGAGGCGAUUCUAAAUGACCGUCCGUUGACAUACAUAUCUACAGAUCCGAUAGACGAGGACCCACUGACUCCAUCUCAUUUAUUAUAUGGAAGGAAAAUCGUAUCAUUACCGUAUCCUAGCAACCAACACGUCGACGACAACCUUGUACAAGACUUUACGCAUUCUUCCUCAAACAAACUUUAUACAGUACAAUGCCAGAUAAUUAAGUAUUUCUGGUGUAGAUGGAAGAAGGAAUAUUUAACCGCUUUACGCGAAUUUCAUCGCAUCAACGGUAAUAAGGAACAGGAUAUCAAAGUUGGUGACAUCGUUCAAAUAUACGACGAAACUCCCAGGAUUAAUUGGCAACUAGCUAUUAUAAAAGAACUUGUUUUUGGACAAGAUGGACUCAUAAGGUCAGUUAUGUUAAGAACGAAAAACGGAAUAACAUCAAGGCCAAUAAAGAAACUUUACCCUUUGGAAAUAAGUACGAAUGAAGUCAACACAUGCGACACAAAGGAACAGGAUCAUGAUUCAAACUCACCGAAAGAUCGCAAGGCAAAACGUGUAGCAGUAGAACGAAUCAGGACUUUGACUACAGGGAGAACAUGA